CAAUACACUUAAUCUUGUUUCUUGCCCUCUUCUGACUGAAUUCUGUCCAAGAUGAAGCCAUUGAGUCCUAAGCUUCUAGAAAUUUCACUGUUUUUUCUGAUUCUCUGUUUCACACAUGUGGUAGCAGAGCAAUCUAGAAAAACCUACAUAAUCCACACGGACAAGACCAACAUGCCGAAGAGCUUCACAGAUCAUCUCCAAUGGUAUGAUUCAUCGUUGAAAUCUGUAUCGGAUUCUGCAUCCAUGCUUUACACUUACAGCAACGUAAUCCAUGGCUACUCCACGAGGUUAACGGCUGAGGAAGCUGAAGCACUCGAAGAGCAGCAGGGGAUUCUCUCUGUAAUUCCUGAAUUAAGAUAUGAAUUGCAUACCACUCGGACCCCUGAGUUUCUUGGGUUGGCAGGGAAGAGUAGUCCGGUAUUUCCCACGUUUGAAACGGCGAGGGAUGUGAUUGUUGGUGUUCUAGACACUGGAGUUUGGCCGGAGCUAAAGAGUUUCAAUGACGAAGAGCUCGGACCAGUACCGGAGAAGUGGAAAGGCGAGUGUGAGGUGGGAAAGACCUUCAAUUCGUCCAGCUGCAAUAAGAAACUGAUUGGAGCAAGGUAUUUUUCAAAAGGGUAUGAAGGAUCGAUCGGACCUAUUAAUGAAACUGUUGAAUCAAAAUCGCCUAGAGAUGACGAUGGGCAUGGAACUCACACGUCAACAACCGCGGCUGGGUCGGCUGUUUCCGACGCUAGCUUAUUUGGUUUUGCUUCAGGGACGGCUCGAGGGAUGGCUACAAAAGCUCGAGUCGCCAUUUACAAGGUGUGCUGGCUCAGCGGCUGUUUUGGGUCUGAUAUUUUAGCAGCCAUGGACAAGGCUGUCCAAGACGGUGUCGAUAUCAUGUCCUUGUCCCUCGGUGGAGGAGUAUCAGAGUAUUACACGGACACCAUUGCCAUCGGAGCAUUCUCGGCAAUGACACAUGGAAUUCUUAUAUCUUGCUCAGCUGGAAAUGGUGGACCCUCCUCAAGUAGUUUGUCUAAUGUUGCACCAUGGAUAACUACAGUAGGUGCCGGAACAUUGGACCGUGAAUUCCCUGUCUCUGUUGCUCUAGGAGACGGAAAGAAAUACUCCGGUGUCUCACUUUACAAUGGAAAGACAAUAUCGAAUUCCAUGGUGCCAAUUGUUUACGCAGCCAACGUAAGUAAUUCAAGCAGUGGUAAUCUUUGCUUGUCUGGAACUUUGAUUCCGAGUAAAGUCGCUGGAAAAAUCGUGGUAUGUGAUCGAGGGGGCAGCGGGAGGGUGAGGAAGGGAUUGGUGGUGAAAGAGGCUGGCGGAGUUGGAAUGAUUUUAGCUAACACAGAAAUUUACGGAGAAGACCUUAUUGCCGACGCACAUAUCUUGCCUUCAUCAGCCGUAGGGGAAAAAACUGGAGAUGCUAUCAAGAAAUACAUCUUUACUGAGGCUAAUCCGACAGCCGCAAUUGGCCCUGGAAGCACAGAGUUGGGCGUUCAGCCAUCUCCGGUGGUGGCAGCAUUUAGUUCAAGAGGUCCAAAUCCUAUCACAUUGGCGAUACUUAAACCGGACAUUAUUGCACCGGGAGUCAAUAUAUUGGCUGGGUGGACUGGCGCCGCUGCUCCGACAGGAUUGGAUGAAGACAAAAGGAGGGUAAACUUCAACAUCAUUUCAGGCACGUCAAUGUCUUGCCCACAUGUAAGUGGGUUAGCCGCUCUCCUCAAGGCUGCUCAUCCAGAAUGGAGUCCAGCAGCCAUUAGAUCCGCCCUCAUGACCACCGCCUACUCAGCAUACAAAAAUGGCAAAACCAUCCGAGAUUUUGCUACCGGACAACCAGCAACAGCGUUCGAUUAUGGUGCAGGACAUGUGGAUCCGGUGGAAGCCCUUGAUCCUGGCCUUGUUUAUGACACCACCGUUGAUGACUAUCUGGACUUCCUUUGUGCCUUGCGCUACACAUCAAAUCAAAUCAAGCGAGUCACAAACAGGGACUUCACUUGUGAUUCAAGCAAAAACUACUCACUAGCAGAUUUCAAUUAUCCAUCCAUUUCAGUUCCUCUUCAAAGUGCUUCAGGAAAGAAGGGUGGUGCCAGCGUCACAAGCACAUUGAUAUAUUCUAGAACUCUAACUAAUGUGGGUUCGCCUGGAACAUAUAAGGUUGCAGUGGUUUCACAGACAAAAGCAGUGAAGAUCUCGGUUGAUCCAGCAUCUCUAAGUUUCAGUAAAAAAUACGAGAAGAAGAGCUAUACCGUGACUUUCACUGCUAGUUCCAUGCAAUCUGGGACAGCCAGCUUUGCCAGUCUGGUAUGGUCGGAUGAGAAACACACUGUAAGUAGCCCGAUCGCUUUCACGUGGACAUGAUAGUGAUGGCAAUUGGAACAGGUCAACGGCCGAUGGCUCUCCAAAUAUUGAACUGACUCAGUGACUGCAAAGAAGUCUUAGUAUUGCUAUUAUCUUUUUAUUUUUAAUGGUACUCUUUACUCUUCACAUUGGAGCAACUAUGCAAGAAAAGCUAGUUGUGUGUGUAACAAAACUCCUACAAAAUCAGGGGACAAGAAAAACUUCAAAAACGGGUUGGGGAUUGGGGUUGCAAAUAAUUGUGCAGUAACCCAUGUUAGGGACUGGCAUGUGAAUUUUAGACUGAAUUCCUACUAUUUGUACCUAAACUAGCAUUAAAUUCUGAUCUUUCAU
Molecule: messenger RNA, 2682 nt
Organism: Rubroshorea leprosula
Lineage: Eukaryota; Viridiplantae; Streptophyta; Magnoliopsida; Malvales; Dipterocarpaceae
Source: the annotation of a GenBank genome assembly